This is a messenger RNA of Mesocestoides corti, 1092 nucleotides long. The record is from the annotation of a GenBank genome assembly. NCBI's taxonomy places the organism in Eukaryota, Metazoa, Platyhelminthes, Cestoda, Cyclophyllidea, Mesocestoididae.
AUGGGAAAACGUCUCCCACUUCUUACCACUUUUGGUGAGAGCACAUUCAAAGAUCUUCCUAAAUCCUUUGAUCCCCGAACGAAAUGGCCAAACUGCAAGACCCUAUUUGAAAUUCGUGAUCAGGGCAGCUGUGGAUCCUGUUGGGCAUUUGGUGCUGCAGAGGCGAUGUCAGAUCGUUUGUGCAUUCAUAAUCCAGAAGCGGUAAAAGGAACUGCGGAUAUUGUACGACUAAGUGCCGAUGACUUGCUGUCCUGCUGCUCCAUUUGCGGAAUGGGCUGUAAUGGUGGGUUUCCGCUGGAAGCCUGGGAAUUUUGGAAGCGCAAAGGUCUUGUUAGCGGCGGUCUUUAUGGAACGAAGGGCGUCUGUCGGGCUUACGAGAUACCCCCAUGUGAACACCACGUAAAUGGUACCAGACCGCCAUGCAGCGGAGACGCAAAAACCCCGAAAUGUAAACACACCUGCCAACCUGAGUACAAGGUUACGUACGCCAAGGACAAACACUUUGCCACAAAAGUGUACUCCAUCCGAAAAGACGAAGAUGCCAUCAAACACGAGCUGUUUACUAACGGACCGGUGGAGGCCGACUUCGAGGUGUACGCUGACUUCCCCAGCUACAAGUCCGGAGUCUACCAGCACGUGAGCGGGGCCCUGCUAGGUGGCCACGCAAUCAAGCUGAUGGGCUGGGGUGAAGAGAACGGAGUGCCAUACUGGCUGUGUGCCAACUCCUGGAACACCGAUUGGGGUGAUGGCGGAUUCUUCAAGAUCUUGCGUGGUGAAAAUCACUGUGGCAUUGAAAGCGACAUCAAUGCAGGAAUUCCUAAAGCAAACACCACCUGGACAGCUGGAAUUAACACACGUUUCGUCGACGCUACUUCAACAAAAUCACAACUAGGAGCUCUGCUCAACCCCUAUGGCCGCACUCUGUCCAUCAAAACCCACUACCCGCUUUUGUUUCUUGGAAAAGAAGCGUUGCCAAAGGAAUUCGAUGCGAGGAAAGCCUGGCCCAACUGCCCGAGUAUUGGAGAGAUCCGCGACCAGGGCGCAUGUGGCGCGUGUUGGGUAAGCUCAUCAUGGUUGUCUUUCUUUAAUUAG